UCCCUACCCUCUCAAAACCCUAGCCAAACCCUCCUCCCCUGCUUUGCGGCGCGCCAGAGCAAGCUGAAACUCAAGCGAGCCCAGAGAGCCAGCGAGAUGGAUCGGCGCAAGGGCAGCGGCGGCCGCGACGCGAACGGCGGCCUCGCUGAGGCGACGGCGUCGAGGCUGAGGUUCGAGGACGCCGACGAGGUGGCGGAGGAGGUGGGGAUGGAGGUGGAGGAGAGCGCCGACGCGGAGGGGGAGGCGGCGGCGGCGGAGGUGAUCGGCAGCGAGAAGACCAGCGCCGACUACUACUUCGACUCAUACUCCCACUUCGGUAUUCAUGAAGAAAUGCUAAAAGACGUUGUUCGGACAAGAUCAUAUCAAAAUGUUAUCACCCAGAAUAGCUUUCUUUUCAAGGACAAAAUUGUCCUUGAUGUUGGUGCUGGGACUGGUAUCCUCUCGCUUUUUUGUGCAAAAGCAGGAGCUAAGCAUGUCUAUGCGAUUGAAUGCUCACAGAUGGCGGACAUGGCAAAAGAAAUUGUGAAAAAAAAUGGAUUUUCUGAUGUCAUAACGGUAAUCAAAGGGAAAGUUGAAGAAAUUGAGCUUCCUGUCCCAAAAGUAGAUGUCAUAAUCUCUGAAUGGAUGGGUUAUUUCCUCCUGUUCGAGAAUAUGUUGGACACUGUUCUUUAUGCACGUGAUAAAUGGCUGGUUGAUGAUGGUGUGGUCCUGCCAGACAAAGCCUCUCUACAUCUUACUGCAAUUGAAGAUGCGGAGUACAAGGACGACAAAAUUGAAUUUUGGAAUAAUGUAUAUGGCUUUGAUAUGAGCUGUAUCAAGAAGCAGGCAAUGAUGGAGCCACUUGUAGAUACUGUGGAUGCAAAUCAGAUCGUCACUAACUGUCAGUUAUUGAAGACUAUGGAUAUUUCUAAGAUGUCAUCUGGGGAUGCCUCCUUUACUGUGCCUUUCAAGUUGGUAGCAGAGCGAAAUGACUUCAUCCAUGCUCUUGUUGCUUACUUCAACGUGUCAUUCACCAAAUGCCACAAGUUGAUGGGCUUCUCAACAGGGCCUAGAUCAAAAUCCACUCACUGGAAGCAAACUGUUCUGUAUCUUGAGGAUGUAGUAACUAUCUGUGAGGGCGAGACUCUGUCAGGCAGUAUGACAGUCGCACCCAACAAAAAGAACCCUCGAGACAUUGACAUUACGCUUAAAUACUCUAUAGAUGGGCAUAGAUGCAAGGUGUCUAGAACACAGCAGUACAAGAUGCGGUGACCCAAGACCAGUGAGGAACUCAGCUGUCCUGCAGUCCACUCAAUUUUGAUUGACUGAGUAUCUUGUGUUUCACCAAUUGAUGCUUGUUCCUCGAUCUUGUAUUGACAUGCAAUUAUCAGGGACGUAAGCAAAAAGUAGAAUGUAGAUUUGGCUGGCAUGUUAAUGUAAGUUGCUAUCUUGCAAAUCUAUGUUGUGUUGUUUGCUGGUGGUGUGCCUUGGCCGGGGAUGUUGGCAAACCGUUGUAUACGUUGUUUCAAUGAAAUCCAUAAUAGAUCCACCACCCUCGCAAUUUAUGGGUUAUGGGUUGAGA
Brachypodium distachyon (stiff brome) is the source of this 1561-nucleotide messenger RNA. RefSeq names its product probable protein arginine N-methyltransferase 1. Lineage: Eukaryota; Viridiplantae; Streptophyta; Magnoliopsida; Poales; Poaceae. Gene Ontology annotation, molecular function: protein-arginine N-methyltransferase activity. The record is from RefSeq and is a predicted model, not a curated record. Gene Ontology annotation, cellular component: nucleus. Gene Ontology annotation, biological process: peptidyl-arginine methylation. The coding region runs from base 97 to 1251 and encodes 384 amino acids. The transcript has 9 exons.